Olea europaea var. sylvestris is the source of this 1390-nucleotide messenger RNA. Its product is annotated as probable F-box protein At3g61730. The transcript is spliced from 8 exons. Gene Ontology annotation, cellular component: nucleus. Lineage: Eukaryota; Viridiplantae; Streptophyta; Magnoliopsida; Lamiales; Oleaceae. Gene Ontology annotation, biological process: reproductive system development. Bases 29 to 943 code for a protein of 304 amino acids. The record is from RefSeq and is a predicted model, not a curated record. Gene Ontology annotation, molecular function: protein binding.
AGUUCAAAUCUCUCAAAGAAAACACUCGAUGAAAAUUGAAAUGCGAACACGAACAACCAAAAGGAUAUGCUGUUGUGGUUCUCCGAGAUUCUCCUUCCUCGCUCCUCCCUCCCUCUUCAGCUGGUACGAAGAAGAUGUGUGGACUGAGAUUGCCAAGUUCUUGGACGGGAUAUCUUUGGUGAUGCUUGCUACAACUUGCAAAUGGUUCAAUCUUAUCAUGAUGGAGGACUGUGUAUGGAAGUAUGCCUGUUUACGUGAUCUUCAAGUCCCUGACCCUGGAAAAGUUGCUUUCAAAUGGAAAGAACUAUAUGCCAAAGCAUUCGAUGGAUGUCACUCUUACAUGUUUCGUCAGCAGGAGAAGCAUAUUGAUUGGAUGCGAAUUGGAGCAUUUUUAUUUGAUUCACAUUCUGCAUUCCUGACUGAGAGGCUGAUCGGCCCAUUGAAAGUUGAUAAGGAAGACACGAUGGAGAAGAUGUUGGAGUUGAAAGGUUGUUGCGUAUUAAAUAAUAUCAAAGCUGGAAUCUGGAUUGCUGAUUUACAGCUCGUAAGAUGUCCUGUUUGUGACUUGAAUACCUGCGAUGGAACUAUGCAGACUUUAGAUGCUAGGCAUAUUGAGCUCUUUCUGAACGAGGGCUAUCAGGAUGGGAGCUGGGACUAUGAGACAUUAGGAUCCCACGAUACCAGCAAACAUGCCGAUGGAGCGUCUGGUGGGAUUUUCGACAUGAAACAUCUCAAGGAUCAAUCGACCUCUGAUAUUCUUGAUCUUAAGUCAUGGGUGGGGAAACAAAAGGACUGGCAACCGAAAGCUAUGAUAACUCUCCAUGCUGUAGCAGUCAAAACCAAUUUACAAGAAAAUGAAGGUCUUCACAUCAAAUACCAAGCUAUGAAGACUGGAAAAGAUGGUGAAGUUGUCUCUAUUCGAAUAUCUCAGCAGCUACUGUAGCUCUUCUCAACUCCAAAAAGGUUAAGCAUACGCCCCCUCCCCCUUCCCAAAUUGUGCAAGAUUUAAAAAAUAUUUUUAAACAAGUGGUCCCUCAAUAAAAUAGUCUGUUCUAUUUCCAGUUGGCAGUAUUUCAUAUGUAUAAAAACUAGGCAAGUUCACGGAUACUGAUGUUCGUUAUCUGAAAACUAUAAUAUAAGAUACCUGAAUGCAUUGUACAAAUUUAAUGUGGCAGCAAGAAAUCAAGAUUCCGUCAUGUAUUGUCCAGUUAUUCAAUUCCACAGGUUCAGAACACUCAAAAUAGCUAAAGCUGAGUAGCGGAUGGCUGGACAUCUUAUCUCUGGGAUGAACCAUCAUAUUUUUCCGCCGGAUAUACUUAAUUUGAGUAAUACCUCUUCCUAUUUUAGUAACAAGAGAAGGUCUUCCGCGCAUGAUGGAAUGGACUUUGAA